CAGACGGCGGCGCAGACGGCAGGCGGGACAGCAGAUCGGCCGAGACUUGCUCUGGUCGGUGCCGACAGGCCGAGCGGGGAUCCACGGCAGCAAAUAUGAGUCUGAGCGCAGAGGUCAUGGAGCGGCUGCAGGACGAGUUCACCGCCGACCCCAAGAACCUACUGGCUCAGAACGUCUGCACCAGGGCCGACCCGCUGGAGGCGGCCCUCAGCCGGCGCGCGCUGGAGCGGAUCAACCACGUGUUCCAGCACAGGGUCGAAGAGGUCAAGCCCUGUACGGACCAGGUCGCCAGUGGUAUAUGCUGGAUGUACGCCGGGAUGAACGCCAUGCGCAUCCCCUUCAUGAAGGCGUUCAACAUCAAAUCAUUCGAGUUCAGCCAAAGCUACCUGUUCUUCUGGGACAAGGUGGAGCGGACCAACUUCUUCCUGCGUGCCAUCGUGGACACGGCGAGACGGGGCGAGCCGGUCGACGGCAGGCUGGUCUCGUUCCUCCUGCAGCGCCCAUUGGAUGAUGGCGGCCAGUGGGACAUGCUGCUGAACCUCAUCAACAAGUACGGCGUCAUGCCGAAGUCCUGCUUCCCGAGCGCCCGCAGCACCGAGAGGUCCAGCUCCAUGAACGGCGUCCUCAUGAGCAAGCUGCGCGAAUUUGCGCGUGACUUGCGCCACCUGGUGGAGAAGGGCACCACCGAUGAGGACCUGGAGGUGACGAUCGCAGACCAGGUGGGCCAGAUCCACCGCAUCCUGGCCAUCUGUCUGGGCCUACCGCCGCGCUCCUUCACCUGGGAGUACUACGACAGGGAGAAGGCCUACCAUAAGGUCGGCCCUCUUUCGCCGCGCGAUUUCUACGAGCGUCACGUCAAGCCGCACUUCAAUGCCGAGGAGCAGGUGUGUCUGACCCACGACCCGCGGCCGGCCAACCCGAGCGGCGCCCUGUACACGGUCGACCGGCUGGGCAACAUGGUGGGCGGCCGCGCCACCCUCUACAACAGCCAGCCGGUGGAGCUGCUGGCCAGGCUGGCGGCCGCCGCCAUCGUGGACGGCAAGCCCGUCUGGUUCGGCUGCGAGGUCAGCCAGUUCUUCUCCAUGAAGCUGGGCAUCAACGACUGCAGCCUAUACGACCACAAGGUGCUGUUUGGUGUGGACGUCACGCUUCCGUUGACCAAGGCGGAGCGUUUGACGUUUGGGGACACCAUGAUGGACCACGCCAUGUGCCUGACCGGAGUUACCCUUGACGAAGAUGGAAAACCACUGAAGUGGCGUGUGGAGAACUCAUGGGGAGAGAAGGAUGGAGACAAAGGCUACAUGGUCAUGUCUCAUAGCUGGUUCGAGGAGUUUGUCUUCGAGGUGGUGGUAGACAAGAAGUUUGUCCCGGAGGAUGUGAUGGCGGUGUUCGAUCAGGAGCCGAUCGUGCUGCCCGCCUGGGAUCCCCUCGGAGCCUUGGCACGUGUCAGAUCCAACUGAUGGCAGCUGACAGGCCAUAGCGAACGCAGCCGACAGCCACAGCUAGCUGUGGGCGGUAGCGUCUUCAAACUAUGUGCAAUGUGCAAACUUCAUCAACAAGCAUGGUGCUGCCUGCAUAUUUGUGAUAGGCCAUGUAUGCAUGCUUCAAAAUAGAUGGAUGCGAGGAUCGGCUAUGUAUUCAUUGCAUGAUCUGCAGGAUCGAGACCACCACAAAGUUUUCGUUCAAAUUUAUCUGUACACUUACCUGUUCCAGAACGAGACACGAAUAAUUAUUCCAUUAAAUAUACCUGGUUGACUCCAACAGUGUGCACUUACGGCGAAAUUGUAACUGGCCAUGAUUUGUUCGAAUGACCUUACCGUGGGACCAUAGCCUGUAGUAGAAAGGACGUUUGAAAGGACCAAGGAUCAAGCCAGUGUCAUCACGUAAGUAUCACCGUCCCCGGUGCGGUCAUGCUUAGUACAAAACAUGAUAUCAUUAU
Pollicipes pollicipes is the source of this 1939-nucleotide messenger RNA. Its product is annotated as bleomycin hydrolase. The record is from RefSeq and is a predicted model, not a curated record. Gene Ontology annotation, biological process: response to toxic substance; L-homocysteine catabolic process; proteolysis. Gene Ontology annotation, cellular component: cytoplasm. The transcript is spliced from 10 exons. Lineage: Eukaryota; Metazoa; Arthropoda; Thecostraca; Pollicipedomorpha; Pollicipedidae. Bases 96 to 1460 code for a protein of 454 amino acids. Gene Ontology annotation, molecular function: cysteine-type aminopeptidase activity.